GAUUGGCUGUCUCCUCCUGUGCCGUUUCUGAUUGGUUCAACUCUACUUUCUCUUCCCUCCCUAUUUCCUUCUUCCGCGGAGCUAUGUGGGGUGGGGUCGCAAACAGUCUCUGCGCUGAGAAGGUGUGGUCACAGGAACGCCGGGAGGACAGCGACCAAUGAAAGCCUCGCUUCCAUAGCGCAGGGGCUAGCGAACGGGGGUGGGAGGAGCGAGAACCAAUCGGAAAGGGCAGAGAAGAGGCGCUCGCCAAUCUGAGGGCGCGUUCCAUCAGCACAGGCAGUGGUUGGAGCGCUCCCUAGUGCCGGGAGUGGGGGGCUCUUGACUUGUCCGCGCGCGACAGCGGGACGUGGCCUAGGGUGCGUGGGGCGGCCGGGUGCCGGGCAGCGCGAGGACGCCCCGGGCCGUGCCCUACUUUCGCGCGGACCAUGACCCGCAGCUGCUCCGCUCUGGGCUGCACCACGCGAGACACCGGGCUGAGCCGGAAGCGGGGCAUCUCCUUCCACCAAUGUCGGGGGUGGGGCGGGGAAACAGGAAAGCACAUGGGUCUGCUAAGAAAAAGAUCUCAGGCUUUUCAAUUCUCCGUCAUAGGCAGGUUUCCCAUUGAUGACAUACAGCGUACAAAAUGGAUCCAUGCUGUUAAUCGAGCAGACCCCAAAAGCAAAAAGAUUUGGAUUCCAGGACCUGGUGCCAUAUUGUGUUCCAGACAUUUUGCAGAAGCAGACUUUGAAUCCUAUGGCAUGAGAAGAAAACUAAGGAAAGGAGCUGUACCUUCUGUUUUUCUAUACAAGGAUCCUCUGAGUACAUAUCUUAAAAAUAGAAGAUCCCAGAAAGCAUUAAAGCAGCCACUUUUACAUAAUUCUCCUGAUGAGGAGGUCAUUACUGCAGAUCACAACUAUAGCUUAAAGAAUCCUGCAAUAGCUGCUGAGCAACAGACAGAAAUGAAAGAAAUAAUACAGUUGCCUAAAAAGAAACUUGUUGCAGCACGAAGGUGUCUCUCAUACCGAGAACGAAAUGUAUUUAGUUUAAUCAAUGAGCUUGCAAAGAAGAACCUGCUCUCUGAAGAAGCUGUAAGCCUGCUGCAGGCCCAGUUUUCAGAUUUGCAGUGGGAGCCAUACAGCUGGAGACAGAUGACUGAGUACUCCACAGAAAUGAGGCAGUUUGCCUGUACUCUCCACCUCUAUUGUAGUAAAGCCUAUGAUUACGUAAGAAAGAAUUGUCCCCUGCCUCAUCCUUCCAGCCUCACAAACUGGUUGUCUAAUGAUGAAGGUAGUCCAGGCUUCAGCAACAGUAUUUUCUUUCACCUUCAGCAGAGAGUCGAGCAAGGAGAACAGGCAUACCAGUACUGCUCACUGAUGAUCGAGGGCAUGGCUCUCAAGAAACAGCUGGAGUGGGACCCUGUGACUCAACGUCUGGUUGGGUUUGUAGACCUAGGUGCAGGAGCACUUGAUGCUGAUGAAGCACCACUGGCCUCAGAAGCUAUAGUCCUAAUGGCAGUAGGUGUUCUUGGUCACUGGAGGGCUCCCCUGGGUUAUUUCUUUGUAAAUGGAACGACUGGCCAUUUACUAGCUCAGUUGCUUUAUCAGACCAUCAGUAAGCUGACCAACGUAGGUAUCAGAGUUCUCUCCGUGACGUCUGCGGCCACUGCUCAUGGUGUUGAGUUGGCAAAGGCGUUGGGCAUACGUAUCGAUGCCAACAACAUGCAGUGCACUUUUCAGCAUCCUCACAGUGCCACUCAUCGGAUCACAUACUUCUUUGAUGCUUGCCAUAUGCUCCAGUUAAUAAGGAAUGUGUUUCAGUGCUUUCAUAGGAUACAGUCCAUUUAUGAAACAGCACACUGGCAGCACAUAGUGGACCUAGUGACUCUGCAGGAGACGGAAUUACUGCAUAUUAGUGACAGAUUGUCAGGAAGACCCGGAAAUAGUGAAAGCUGUCACUUGAGGGUGAACUAUGCAGCACAGCUGUUCAGUGAGAGUGUCGCUGGCACGCUGGAAUGUCUUCAGUUGUUGGGCCUGCCUUCUUUUCAGAACUGCAGUGGGACCAUCAAAUUUGUGCGCUUGGUGAGCUAUCUGUUUGACAUUUUUCAUGGAAGAAGCUAUUACGGAACGGGAUUGAAAGGGCCUGUGUCCUCUGAAAAUUAUGCCAGAAUACGUCACCUUUUAACUGAGGCUAAAAGUGUCUUUGUGGCAUUAACUGACACUUCGGGGAGACACUUCCUGAAAGGUAAACAUAAAUUAGGAUUUCUAGGUUUUUUGCUUAAUGCUGAGAGUUUAAAAUGGCUUUACACAAACUAUGUAUGUCCAAAGAACAUGCCCUUCCACUACCUUCUGACUUACACAUUCAGCCUAGAUCAUCUGGAAUUAUUUCUCAGCACCCUCAGACAAGCAUGUGCUAGCUGUGAUAACCCUACAUGCAUGAUGUUCUGGACUGCUUAUUCUGAACUGCUGACCAAGUAUAAUUUGACACCAGGAUUACAUCAGAAUCUUAUUUUCGGUGACAUGAACACCUUAGAUGUAUCUAUUGUUCGUAGGACAGAUUUGGCCCUGGCUACCAUUCAUUCUCAGUACAAUCGGGGUUGUGUGGCAAUUCCAUCAACAGACUACAUUUACUGUACAGGCCAUAUUUCAUUUAACUCUACACUGAGUUAUGCACUGACAGAUCUGUCACUAUAUGCAGAAAGCGUCACCUAUACUGCUGGCUGUGUUGCUGAGAAAUUAGCAGCUGCCAUAAGAUGUGAAGCCUGUGUCACUUCUCUCUUUCUGUCAGAUGACAAAAUCCUAAAAUGUGGUUCACUGUUGUGCAUUAAAAAGAUUGGGAGCUGGAGUUUGCCAUCAGAGAGCGUGCGUCAGGUUGUGAGUAUUUCUGAGCAAGUCCUAAAAACGCAUGCAAGAGUGAAAGACUAUAACCUAAACCUCAAGCAACAGGAUAUGUAUUUAGAACAGAAAAUUUUAUAUGAGUUAUCUGAACAGAGUCACCUUUUUCCUGAGUUAAAUAAUCACCUAUUUGAUGGGGAGUUGUGUGUCACCAAUCACUACACAACGCUGUUAAGGAACAUAGUGCAAUGUUACUUAAAUGUCAGAGCUGAACAUGCAAAAAAUGGGGUUUGGACUACUGUUCUGGAAGUCAUGGAUCGAAGAAGUUGACUAGGAAACAUCCAUUUUCAUCAUCAUUAAAGACUUAUAAAUCUAUCCAAAUCUUAGCUGUGCCAUAAUUUCUUACUAAUUUGUUAAAUGAUGGAUCUUCCCUUGAGUAGUGUUUAUAGAUAAGGUCUGAUCUAGGCAACACAGGUGUCGGAGAACUGAGAUGGUGUAUGUCACUUGACCUCUUGGCAAUACUGUGUCCAGCAGUGGCUAAUAAAGGAGAGUCCUAGGAGGAUUAACUGUACUAGGUUCCAGUCAUGCCUGGGAUUCGAAGUGGAAAAUAAGUUUGAUCUCAUCUUAAAUUCUCCUUUAUGCAGAUUGCACUACCACAACCUAUUUUAGAACAACAAUGUCUAUGGAAGGACUAGAUUACGGAAGCUACUGGAAAUCCACAUUGAGGUUCAUUGGCAGUCAUGUGGGGAAGCUUGCUGAAUACCUACCUAUGCUAUGCCUGGCUCUGGGUAGGGCAGUUAGCCCCUGACUAUGAUGAAUACCAAGUUUACUCAUACAUGUUUAGAACAGGGGCUGGUGGGAAAGAACUGAAGGAGUACUAUAGCAGCAGAUAAUUCCUUAGAGCUGCAGAAAAAAAUACUAAGAAGCAAAACAGCUUACACAAAGCUAUUAAAAAAAUAAAAUAAAGAUUUGUCCUAGAAA
Molecule: messenger RNA, 3791 nt
Organism: Chelonoidis abingdonii (Abingdon island giant tortoise)
Lineage: Eukaryota; Metazoa; Chordata; Testudines; Testudinidae
Source: RefSeq, a predicted model, not a curated record